Molecule: messenger RNA, 1567 nt
Organism: Phragmites australis (common reed)
Lineage: Eukaryota; Viridiplantae; Streptophyta; Magnoliopsida; Poales; Poaceae
Product: zinc-finger homeodomain protein 2-like
Exons: 1
Coding region: 286-1125 (279 amino acids)
Biological process (GO): regulation of developmental process; regulation of DNA-templated transcription
Cellular component (GO): nucleus
Molecular function (GO): transcription cis-regulatory region binding; DNA-binding transcription factor activity
Source: RefSeq, a predicted model, not a curated record
GGGAGCGUGUUUGUGUUACAUCAUCAACCCAAGCGCACAACAGCAUCUUGCCUGCCUGCAGCCUGCUGCCGCUGCCCCUGCCGCAGCGGUGCGUCAAAAUUAGCAGCAGGGAGUGUACACAGUUCACACCCUCCUAUAUUUUCCUCCUCUCUUAUCCCCGUAGCCUCCACUAUUAACACUCACUCUAGUGUGUAAGCCCAUCUUAAGCUCGGCCAAGAACAUACGAGAGAUUCGAAGGAAAAAGGAAAGAAGGAAGCUUCAGCGUGCGCUGAGCCGCCGACAACCAUGGACUUCGACGAGCACGAUGACGGCGACGGCGAUGAGGAGAUGCCGCCGAUUCCAGUGAGCUCGAGCUACGAGCCGCAGCUGCCGCCGCGGCUGGGACUGGGAGACUCCGGAAGCGGGGGCUUCAGGACGCCAGGCGGCGGCGGAGGAGGAGGGGGAGCUGGUGGGGGCACGAGGUAUCGGGAGUGCCUCAAGAACCACGCUGUCGGCAUCGGCGGGCACGCGGUGGACGGCUGCGGCGAGUUCAUGGCUGCGGGCGAGGAGGGCUCCAUCGACGCGCUCCGCUGCGCCGCCUGCGGCUGCCACCGCAACUUCCACCGCAAGGAGUCCGACUCUCCCACGGGCGCCGCUUCCGCUGAGCCUGCCGCCCUAUCCCCGGCCGCCAUCACCGCCUACGGCGCCGCGCCGCACCACCAAUUCUCCCCCUACUACCGCACCCCGGCCGGGUACCUCCUCUACCAGCACCAGCAGAUGGCGGCAGCGGCCGGGCACCUGCAGCGGCCGCUCGCGCUCCCUUCCACCUCCCACUCUGGCCGCGACGAGGGCGACGACAUGUCCGGGAUGAUCGGCCCCAUGGUGGUGGCGCCCAUGGUGGGCAUGUCCCUCGGCUCCGGUGGCCCGUCCGGCUCCGGCUCCGGGUCCGGCAAGAAGCGUUUCCGCACCAAGUUCACUCAGGAGCAGAAAGACAUGAUGCUGGCCUUCGCGGAGCGGCUGGGUUGGCGCAUCCAGAAGCACGACGAGGCCGCCGUGCAGCAGUUCUGCGAGGAGGUGCGCGUCAAGCGCCACGUGCUCAAGGUCUGGAUGCACAACAACAAGCACACCCUCGGCAAGAAGCCCUGAUGCCCGCCGCCCCGGUGCUUGCUAGCUAGGUAUACCACUACUGCUGAUCGCAUUGCACCGUCUCCCUCCUUAGCGGCUUAGCCUUUUCUAUUUGCCUUCUUUUUAGCUCACUAGCUUAGGUUGUUAGCGAGCAGCGGUUCUUGGUUUUAGCUAAGAUCGAGGAGGUGGCUGUUGUUUGUUCCUUUCUUCCUUUCUCUUUGUUCCUUAUUUUAUUGUGGUUCUUUGGGUUUAGGUUGGUUGUGCUGGUUUCCUAGAUGGGAUGAGAUUAUCAUGACGUUGGUGCAUGUUGGGAAGGAGAAGGGCAGGGUAUGGCUAUUUGUCGAUUUGGAUCUUGGGAAUGUACUUUUGUGUGGCAAUUGAAAUUUCCUGUCUGGGGAUUUGGGUUGCAUGGAUUGUUUCAUCCCUUUUCUCGUGCUUGGGACAGAACUGGGAUAUUUUUGUU